GAUAUCAAGAGAGGUAAAUCUUGAAUGAAAUUAAAAGACAAUGGAGGACAUCGGUGAGGGUGAUAUAAGUCGAACCGAAGGAAAAGAGAAAAUCUCGCCUCGUCAUGAUUUCGGGACACGAUGGCAUCGCUUUCGGGUUCUCACGUCGCGUUUGUUCAUCCUUCGAGGUUCCCGUGCGAUGAACGAUCCUCGGUUCAAGUACAGAAGCCGCGGACGGCAAGCGGCACCAUGUUCGAUCGUGGCUAUCGCUUACGGACGUUUAUUCGAGCCAAAGGAGUGGACGAAGAAUCACGUGGAUCAAGUGCUCGAACAUGGUGACAAGCUGUUUCGCGCGAGCGUCGCGAGGACGCGGUUGAAGGACGACGAAUACUUGAGGACCGACCGCGUACAUAACGAGUUCUACGUCAAUCUCUGCAAGAUUCUGGUCGGCAUCGAGGACAGCGGUAUCCAUGGCAAUAUCUUGAGCGGGUCCAUCGGCUGUACCGAUCUUGCCCAGGGUCUGCACAAGUUUUUACGGGACAAUGAUUCUGGAGUGAUCACCGCGCAGGGUAGUUCCAUUGCCGUCUGGCGACAAUCUCCUGAUGCCAAAAGUUUUCUGUAUUUUGAUCCGGCGUCAUGCGAUGAGAACGGUCUGCGUCGUCCUGGCGGUGCGGCCUGCCUGAUGAGAUUUAAAUGCGUGAACGACUUGCAUGAUCACAUGCUGAAGAACCUGGAUCAGCGCUAUGACUCUCGAUAUUGCAUCGACAAGAUCAUCGUGCUGAGUGUUACGGAGGUCGGACGAGGUUUUAUCGAUCGUCUACCCGAUGGUCUGCCAAUAAUACGGAAGAGUAUGUUGCGAUCUAUCGAUCUGCCGGAUGAACAUAAAUUAGACUGCACCAAGCCGGUGCCUAAGGAUAAGUUACGUGCAUCUGCGAGGAUACGCAGAGAGCCGCUGUCGAUUGCCAUUUCGAAUUAUAGCAUCGAUCGUCGUUUCGCCACAGAACCACUGGUGAAUCGAAAUGAUUUUGACACCGGCUAUUCCUACGAUGAUAUGCGCGUCAAUGUACCGUCCACGUUCAAAGAGUUGCCUGGUAAAGUGGCAAUUCUUCAUGGUUUGACUCAUGAAGGCAAUGAGAUCUACAAGGGCAAGGGUGGCCAAAACGUGGCCAAUUGCGUAGCGGCUAUUGCCAUGAAGAAGGUUCAUCCGGUGAAGACGUGGAUGAGGUCGAGAUUGGAUGAGAUUCUGACGCUCGGUGAUUCGCUCUAUGCUAGUGUCAAGUUGGACAAGCCAACGAUAAAAACGAUGACGGCUGCUGAUCUGAAUGACACAAGGCUCCAAGUGAAUGAUCAUAGAUUGGCGAUAGAUGUGGAUCUGAUAACUGUAACCGGCACGCUCAACUCCAAGAUGCCAUCGGUGUUAAAUCUGAAACAGGCCUUGGAAGAGUUUUUUCUGGUAAACGAAGAGGGCGUAAUCGAGACAACAUCUAUGGCGGUGGCAAUCUGGAGCCAGGACGAUUGUUACUAUCUGUUCGAUCCUCGAUCCUGCGAUGCUGUCGGCGUCAGGAUCAUAAAAGAGAACGUUGUCAAGGUUGCAGAAAGGCAAAAAAAGGAGGAAACUGUAUCGAAGGAUAAGGACGGAAAUUGCUGUGUGAUUCGAUUUCCUGACAUCGACUCGUUGAUCGCGCUACUUUUGAAGAACGUCGACCCAAUGAAGAAGAACGAUCGAUUCACAAUCAGACACGUUACAAUUGCAGACGAUGUAGCAGGCGCUCGACCUUGGAAUGAGUUUCAACCUGGCAUGAUAGGUAAGACGUGGGUAUUGCGCGGCGAGAUUUCCAACAUGGACGAGUUGUUCGAGGAAAACCAAGGACUUCAGGGUCUCGCUAUGCCGGUAGUGGCUCUAGUGAGUGCGUGGGAGACGCCACCGAUGAAAUGGAGUAGCGAGACUGUCGACGAAGCGGUUAAAGAGGGCGAUGCUUAUUAUAAUUGGUGCAAGCCUGGCGAAACGGAAGAAGAAACUGAGAGGCCGCUUCUCGUUCAAAACCUGAAAAAGAACUUGUACUUCAAGAAUCGAAAAGUGACCAUCAAUAUGGAGGAGGCGGCAGUCGUCGGCGAUCUAUUGGCAUCGGAUGAUUCCGAGCUGCUCAAUUUGGAGAGAGGAUUGCGUCGAUUCUUCGAGAACAAGCAAUACGGAAUAGUCGAGACAAAGGGUCUCUCGGUAGCGGUAUGGAAAGUCGAGGAAGAAGUGAAAGAGAAAGACAAGGAUAAGGAAACGUUCUACUACUACUUUGAUCCAAAUCCUCGAGAUAAACUGGGUCAGUUGUCGGCAGACGAAGAAAAUUCUGCCUGCGUGGUACGUACGUUGGAUCUUUCAACAUUGGCAAAUCUCAUCAAGAAGAACGCGGGGGAGGAUCCUAAAAAUAACGAUUUCGUGAUACACGAGCUGAAAAACGUCUCUAUCAGCAUGCCAAUGACGGACGAAGAGAUUGAGGCGGAUAAACUGAUACCGAUCAUACCAGAUCUGAAUAACUAUUCUAUUUUAGGCGACACCGGCGCUCUACUUUUAGGUACCAUCGAACAAGGAAACGAAGCCUUUAAACGACAAACUAGAGACAAACAGCAGGCCGCCAAUUCUUUGACGGCCUUGGCCAUGACUAAACUUUACAAUCCUCAUCUAUGGUAUCCCGAGCUCGUGGACGAUAUCCUGAGGAUCGGCGACAAAGUCACCGUCGAGAGCCUAAUAAAUCUUCCCGAAGCGGCUGAGGAAGAAUCACCCAGGAAUUAUCUCCUCCCGUCGGAAAUUACAGAAGACUUCACCAUAGGUGUCAAUCGAAUGUCAAUCCGCCUCGAGGAGGAGUCCAUCGCCGGAAAAACAGCGGAUGCGACGAGGCUGCUGGAGCAGUUCUUCGAAGGAAACACAAUGGGAGUGUUUCGUCAGGGUAACGUGAUGAUGCCGAUCUGGAAGGAAGGGGAUGUGUUCUUCACGAUGGACCCUAGAGGCAGAAAUGCCCGCGGUGAACCUGGGAAUAAGGAUGGAGCAGCGGUGAUGUGGUUCACUGAUAUCCCCUCGUUGGCCGGCGUUCUUCAGGCGGUCGCACAACAGGAUGAUGAUUUCAUCAUUGAUAUUGUCACGGUUGAUAACGCGUAUGAAACGCGAGUGGCCGAGGCACGACGAGUCAAAAGGACCACCUCCGGGGAGAAUCUGUGGCAUCACUUUCCUAAACUCGCUGACGGUGUCUGGAGCAUCGAUGGUAACGUCACCAUGACGGAUGAGAGAUUUGACGAGGAAAAUCGUGGUAAACAGAGCGCGGCCGUUGCUGCGAUGGCUACCAUUUUUUCCAAGGUCUAUCAACCGAAAUACUGGACAUCAUCCGUUCUCGAUGAAAUCAUCGUCACCGGCGACAAACUACACUCAAAAUGCGUCGAGCGACUGGGUUCAGUGCCCCUAGUGAACGAGAUGAUCAGCGAAUUCUUCUUAUCCAGUCGACGCAUCUCUCUAACGAUCAAGGAUUGCGUUGAAGCGGGCAAUCUUAUCGUGAGAUCACCCAAGAUUCAAGAUUUGCAGACCGGUAUUUAUAGCUUUUUCGACAAGUACAACACCGGCGUGCUGACAUCAGGAAAUCGAAACAUCGCCAUAUGGAAAAUCGACAAUGCAUACUAUGCCCUGAUACCCGACUGGUCCGUCGUCGCAAACGAGAUCGCGAUGACGGUACCGCGAGUGUUCAGAUUUAGAGACGCGAGUCUCCUCGUAGAGUAUCUUUUGCGUCAUCUUGGGACGACGAACGACUAUGAGAUCAGCGCGAUCGACGUGCUGGACCGAGACAAACCAUGGAGAUUCGAUCCCAGUCCGGCGAUUCGACCGGCAAAUCUGCCGCCUUUGAAUGCUUACAAAAAAUUGCCGGGCGAGGCGCGGGCAAUCCUGCAUGGCAGCUAUCAUCAGGGUGAUGAAGUCUUUCCCGAAAUGCUGCGCAAUCGACAAACGGCGGCGAAUUGCAUCGUCGCGCUUGGCAUGUCGAUUGUAAAGUGCCCCAUUACUUGGACGAAAAAAACCAUGGAUGAGAUUUUAGCGAUCGGCAGUGCCGUUCAUCGAGAGACGAAGAAAACGAGAUCGACCAAGUCGAGAUUGAGACCGAAAGAUAUUAUCAGAGUAUUCUACAUCGGUGUCAACGUAUUGACUGCUGACAUCGAGUCCAAUACUGUGAGCGGUUUAGUGACAAUCGCGCCUUUGGAUGCAGAAGAGGAACAAAAGAAGGAACGAAAAGAGAAAACAAAGAUCGAUAGAGACAAGAAGAAUGAGAUUCGACGAGAACGAUCACCACCUUCACCUCCGAUUUUACUCGAGGAAGGUCUACGGAAAUUCUUCCAGAAUAACCGUGCUGGCAUUCUAACGAUUGAUCGCAGUAUGCUCGCAAUUUGGAAAGAUUUGGGUAUUUACUUCAUGUAUGAUCCUAAAGCGAGAAACGACCAGGGUCUGCCAGAUCCCCGUGGAACCUCAUGCACGAUAUGGUUCGCCUGCAUGGAACCUUUGUACGACGCAAUCUUUGCAAGCAUCGAUCCACGCGAGAGAUACGGGACUUUUGAAAUCUGCCGAGUGAUUGUAAAGACUGCCGUGAUAGAACCCUUGCCAUGUCCAGCUGGUUUCGGGCUUCACUUGGACCGCAACGCGUCACUCGCGCCGAUUAUCUCCGCGAAAAAGAUCGCUAUGUUGGACGUGAAGCCGCUGAGUCAGUACACUGUCGUGGAGGAAGAGCUCGAUGUUCUACGCGGAAGCCUGCAUAUGUGUCAUCGCGUUUUUAAUCUAAAGAACAGAGGUCACCAAAGCACAGCGAUCGCGGCAGUCGCUAUCGUCAUCGGAUUGUUACACGUGCCAUCCACGUGGACGCCCCAGCUUAUCGACGCCGUGCUUAGAUACGGCGAUUCGUUGUACUUGGAUAGCGCACGUUGUGCUCGGGCAAACGUCAGGAACCUUUCACCCAGCGAGCUGCUCACAGUAUUCAUCGUGGGCGAUAUCCGGGCUACCAUCCACGUUCAUAAUCACACCGUUGCGGGGAUACUCCAUGCCUUCGACCUGUCUGAAGCACUUGCCAUGUUUUUCCGUACAAAUUGCGCCGGGAUACUGCACACGACCAAUUUAGCGGUAGCCGUGAUGCAGCACUAUGGUAAAUUUUACAUGUUCGAUCCGUGUGCGAGAAACGAUCAAGGCAGACCGGCUUAUGAUGGGGCUGCCUGUGUAUUUAAAUGUAACAGUGUCGCGAAAAUAGCCGGCAUCUUUGUGGCCAACUGCAAUCUUAAACGACCAAAUGUAUAUACUCUAAAUGCGGUCAAUGUGUUGAAUUUGCAUUUCUUCUCAGAUGCACGGGACGUUUGUCCUCUCAAGUGCGACCAGUAAUACAUUUUCUUGCCAGGUUUUUCCGUAUAAUAAUAAGGCAAGAAUCGUUAAUCCGCGAAAUUUUCUGAAAGAAUAUUAUGAUCUUAAAAUAAAAUCUCUUCGAAUCUUUCUAUAAUCGAAUGAAUGGAAAAGGGGGAAAGAACUCGUACACGCGGUCGAACAACGUUCUCAAAGUGCUAAUUUUAUUUAUAGGUUUUCUUUAUGACACAAAUCACUUUUAGCAUCUACAUGAGUAGGAGUACAGGCUAUACGAGAAUGAAUUUGAUACAGAUCACUUAUUAGUGUAAAUACAAUGUUCCUUUUUCUUCUCAAUUACACGCUAUCAACCUAAAUACUUAGAAAACACUGUACAACGCAGUUGAG
This is a messenger RNA of Camponotus floridanus (Florida carpenter ant), 5731 nucleotides long. RefSeq lists its product as uncharacterized. The transcript is spliced from 4 exons. The record is from RefSeq and is a predicted model, not a curated record. Lineage: Eukaryota; Metazoa; Arthropoda; Insecta; Hymenoptera; Formicidae. The coding region runs from base 41 to 5368 and encodes 1775 amino acids.